GCGAGAGCGGCAGAGGGGCCGGAGCCGGGACGGGCGAUGGGCGUUGAACCUCCUUUCCGGCCGCAGACCCGCGUCCCCCCGCCCGAGCGCGGGCUGCACGCUCGGACCCUCCGGGGGACCCCGGCCCCGUGUCAUGGAAGGCUUGCGGCGGCGCCCGUCCGAGUCCGAUGGAGAGGAGGCGGCGGCCCCCCAAACCCGGCCGCGCCAGCCGGACCGGCCCCACGCCCCCUGGAGAAACGCGGCGGGUUUCUGGCUCUUGGGCCUUUGUAACAACUUCUCUUACGUGGUGAUGCUCAGUGCUGCACAUGACAUCCUUAGUCACCAGAGGGCGCCUGGGAACCAGAGCCACGUGGAGCCAGGUCCCACGCCCAGCCCCCACAACAGCUCAUCUCGAUUCGACUGCAACCGCAUCUCCACCGCCGCAGUGCUCCUAGCGGACAUCCUCCCCACCCUCGGCAUCAAGCUGCUGGCUCCGCUCGGGCUCCACCUGGUGCCCUACAGCCCCCGGGUGCUCGUCUGCGGGGUGUGCGCGGCUGGAAGCUUCCUCCUGGUGGCCUUCUCUCCUUCCGUGAUUAUCAGCCUGUGUGGUGUGGUCCUGGCCAGCAUCUCCUCAGGGCUGGGGGAGGUCACCUUCCUCUCGCUCACCGCCCACUACCCCAGAGCUGUGAUCUCCUGGUGGUCGUCAGGUACUGGCGGAGCAGGGCUGUUGGGGGCCUUGUCCUACCUGGGCCUUACCCAGGCCGGCCUGUCCCCCCAGCACACGCUGCUGUCCAUGCUGGGCGUCCCCGCGCUGCUGCUGCUCAGCUACUUCUCAUUGCUCACGGCCUCCGAGCCCCAGGACCCUGGAGGGGAAGAGGAGGCAGAGACUUCCAGCCGGCAGCCGCUGAUCAGCAAUGAGACCCCAGAGUCAAAGCCAGGCGUUGGCUCGGACCUCUCCCUCCAGGAAAAGUGGAGCGUGUUUAAGGGCCUGCUGCGGUACAUCAUCCCCUUGGUCCUGGUGUACUUCACCGAGUAUUUCAUCAACCAGGGCCUUUUUGAGCUCCUCUUCUUCCGGAACAUAUCCCUGAGCCACGCGCAGCAGUAUCGCUGGUACCAGAUGCUGUACCAGGCCGGCGUCUUUGCGUCCCGAUCCUCUCUCCGCUGCUGUCGAAUCCGCUUCACAUGGGUCCUGGCCCUGCUGCAGUGCCUCAACCUGGCCUUCCUGCUGGUGGCCGUGUGCGUGAACUUCCUGCCAAGCAUCUACCUCGUCUUCCUGAUCAUUCUGUAUGAGGGGUUCCUGGGGGGUGCGGCCUACGUGAACACCUUCCACAACAUCGCACUGGAGAGCAGCCCCGAGCACCGGGAGUUCGCCAUGGAGACCGCCUGCAUCUCCGACACCCUGGGCAUCUCCCUGUCGGGACUCCUGGCGCUGCCGCUGCACAACUACCUUUGCCACCUCUCCUGACCCGGCACACAGGAUGCUGGGACUGAUGGACAGGCAGGUCCGACACCGAGGCCUGUGAGCGAUGCCUCGGACUGGCCUCCACCCCUGCCCUGGGCAGAGAGGUGUGUAAAGCCCCACUUC
This is a messenger RNA of Sorex fumeus (smoky shrew), 1564 nucleotides long. It is a transcript of the gene CLN3, whose product is annotated as CLN3 lysosomal/endosomal transmembrane protein, battenin. The transcript has 15 exons. The record is from RefSeq and is a predicted model, not a curated record. Gene Ontology annotation, biological process: lysosomal lumen acidification; lysosome organization. Lineage: Eukaryota; Metazoa; Chordata; Mammalia; Eulipotyphla; Soricidae. The coding region runs from base 134 to 1444 and encodes 436 amino acids. Gene Ontology annotation, cellular component: lysosome; membrane.